Toxotes jaculatrix (banded archerfish) is the source of this 2818-nucleotide messenger RNA. It is a transcript of the gene eomesb, whose product is annotated as eomesodermin homolog b. Gene Ontology annotation, cellular component: nucleus. Gene Ontology annotation, molecular function: DNA-binding transcription factor activity, RNA polymerase II-specific; RNA polymerase II cis-regulatory region sequence-specific DNA binding. The record is from RefSeq and is a predicted model, not a curated record. The transcript is spliced from 7 exons. Bases 416 to 2215 code for a protein of 599 amino acids. Lineage: Eukaryota; Metazoa; Chordata; Actinopteri; Toxotidae. Gene Ontology annotation, biological process: regulation of transcription by RNA polymerase II; positive regulation of DNA-templated transcription; mesoderm formation.
CCAUGGCUCAGGUUUUACUUACACUCCCUCCUCGACCCCAGACACAACAUGAUGUCAUGUGUUAGUAUGGGCUCAGCUUCACAGGUUGUUUCGCUCGUUUGACGUUGCCUAAGAUUUUUAUUUAUUUUUUUUUUUUAUUUUUUGUAAAUUCAGUUAUAAUAUUUUUUGGUGCCUGUCUUGAACUUGAUUGGCAAACGGAAGCAGGAGGAAGCAUCGCUUUGGAUCCUGACUUCAGUGGAUGCAGUGAGAAGAAGAGGGUUUUCGAUUUAAGCAGAAGACGUCCUGAAAUAAAAUAGUGACUCCUAAGGGAGGGAGGUGUGGGGGAGAAAAUCCCUGGAGAAGUUUGGUGUCAACUGGGAUCAACGGAAGAAAUCGACCUCUUAGACACGACUGAGUAAAGACCAGAAAAGAGACCAUGCUCGGCGGUGAAGCUGACAGCAGCACCUUCUCUUCUACGAAGGAAGCAGCGGAUGAGAGACGCAAGUCUCCAGCUGUGGACGGGGAUGACCCGACCACUCGCAGCAGGUACACGGAGCACGGGUUGGGUGCUGACCGGUACGCUCCGACAGUUCCCAAACAAUGCCCAGAGACAUCGAAUCCCUGUUCUUUUAUCCCUUACACCCCCAGCGGGACGGUUUACACGCCGUCCAGCGCUGGCAGGUACCCCUCAUCUCUCCACUUAGGCUCCGUGUUGCCUCCCGCGGGGUUUUCUCCCACCACAGCCGGUCGCAGUCACUUCAGCUCGACUUACCACCUCGGACAGAGCCCCGGCUGCAUCUACCCGCCCUACACCGGCUCAGGUUCCGCUCUCAGCAGUAUGACUCUUCCUACCGCCGAUCCGGGGAUGAGGGCCCAGGUCUACCUCUGCAACCGGCCGCUGUGGCUCAAGUUCCACCGGCACCAGACCGAGAUGAUCAUCACCAAGCAGGGCAGACGGAUGUUCCCGUUUCUCAGUUUUAACAUUGCUGGUCUCAGCCUGACAGCGCACUACAACGUCUUUGUGGAGGUGGUGCUGGCGGAUCCAAACCACUGGAGGUUUCAAGGAGGCAAGUGGGUUACCUGUGGGAAGGCGGACAGCAGCAGCCAAGGGAACAAAGUGUAUAUCCAUCCAGAGUCUCCAAACACAGGGGCCCACUGGAUGAGACAAGAAAUCUCCUUCAGCAAACUGAAACUCACCAACAACAAAGGAACCAGCCACAGUACUUCUCAGAUGAUUGUCCUGCAGUCGCUGCAUAAGUACCAGCCAAGGCUGCACAUCGUGGAGGUGACGGAGGACGGAGUGGAGGACAUUAACAGUGACAAGACUCAGAGCUUCACUUUUCCAGAGACCCAGUUUAUUGCUGUCACUGCCUACCAGAACACUGAUAUCACACAGCUGAAAAUUGAUCACAACCCCUUCGCCAAAGGAUUCAGAGAUAAUUAUGAUUCGAUGUACACAGCUCCAGAGAAUGACCGCCUCACCCCAUCUCCAACCGACUCUCCACGUGCCCACCAGAUUGUCCCUGGCGCCCGCUACACCAUGCAGCCCCUCUUCCAGGACCAAUUUGUCAACAACCCUCCCCAGAGUCGCUUCUACAACAGUGAGAGAGCUGUACCACAGACUAGCAGCCUCCUCUCACCUCAGAUCGAAGACGGAGCUUCGCAGAGGUGGUUUGUCACCUCUAUGCAGCAAGGGGGAAACAGCACUAGCACCAGCAACAAGCUAGAUCUCACACCUUAUGAGGGUGAAUACUCAAGCUCUCUGCUUCCUUAUGGUAUCAAAUCCCUGUCCAUGCAAACAUCCCACGCUCUCAGCUACUACCCAGACUCUCCUUUCACCACCAUGUCUGCAGGGUGGGGGCCCAGAGCAGCAUACCAGAGAAAGGUCACUCCGAGUCUGCCUUGGUCACCCAGACCCAGUCCCAGUGCUGGUUUCCCAGAGGACUCAGAUAAAGUUAAACCACAGAUAGAGGAGGAGGUGAAUGGCAGUGGAGGCCUGAUCUCCUCGUGGACAGAGACACAGACAUCAGCUCUUUCCCUUGACAAGGCUGAUUCUUAUUCCACUGCCUGCAAACGAAGGCGUUUGUCUCUUAGUGGUCCAAGCACAGAGGACUCACCCGCUGACAUCAAGUGUGAGGACUUGGUCUCAGCUGCCACCAACAGUACCGCCUAUAGCAAGGAAACCCCCUCAUCCAAAGGCAUGGCAGCGUACUACUCCUUUUACACAAACCCUUGAAUGAUUUGUCUCUGAAAAAAAAGGCCUUAUGUUGUCAUUUUGGUUGUUCUUCGUCUGCCACCGUUAACAAAAAAACUAUUAUUUUGCUUUUAAUGGUAUGUACAUACCCAGAAUUUGCUUUGGUGGUGCAAAUGUUUUUUUCUUCUGUGGUGACACAGGAAAUAUCAAGAACACAUUAUAAUAAUGAGACUGAGAGUCACGAGAUGUACCCCACAAUAAGCAAUGCCACGUUGAGAUAUGGGCUUGUUUUGUCUUUCUAAAGUCUGUCUGUUUUCCUGGACUAUAUAUUUCUUCAAAAUCCCAUUCAUGUAACUCUGUAUUUGCAAUUCUGAAAGCGCCAAAGCAUUUGUUGCCCCAUUUUUGAAAAACAAACAAACAAACAAACAAACAAACAAACAAACAAACAACAAAACAACAGCAUUAUGUAUGUUCCAUUGUUGCAUACAUUACUGUAUCUGGCUUUACACUUAGAUUAUGUGUUUACAGAUUAUUUAUUGAAGGCCUGCUGAUAUGAAAUUUGUGCACUCUUAAAUGUGAGAAUACUAUGCUGUAUAUACCUUCAUUGCAAUGUUCAGAUAUUUGAUAAUAAAAGGCAUAUGUGUU